This is a messenger RNA of Drosophila ficusphila, 1937 nucleotides long. It is a transcript of the gene mab-21, whose product is annotated as protein mab-21. Lineage: Eukaryota; Metazoa; Arthropoda; Insecta; Diptera; Drosophilidae. The record is from RefSeq and is a predicted model, not a curated record. Bases 337 to 1434 code for a protein of 365 amino acids. The transcript is spliced from 2 exons.
GAGACAGAGGCAGCGGGACCUUUCUUGCGAUGUGCCCGCCAUUCGAAAUCAGUCAAUGUUGAGGCGCGAGAAGACGCGGCUAAAGAGCGGAGAAUCAGAAUAAGAAUCGAAUUUUGAGAACUUAAGUCCCGGUGCUAUGCAGUACUGCAGAAUAAGAAAAUCAAAAAUAUUAUAAUCUGAAAGACAAAAGCCGUCGCUGUGCUCCUAAUUAUUUAUUAUUUUUUGUGUGCGUCUGACUACAUGUGUGCAUUCUAGGUAAUGAGUGAAGUUAGAGGUUUGUCAAACCGCAGAGACUAAAGACUUUGGGCGAUAGAAAAAAGCCUUUUCACAUAGAGAAUGCUUGUGCCGUCGGACAUGAUUGCGGCGCAGUCCAAGAUGGUUUACCAGAUGAACAAGUAUUGUGCGGAUCGCGUUCAAGUGCGCAAAGCCCAGAUCCAUAAGCAAAUUCAGGAGGUGUGUCGAAUUGUGCAGGAUGUCCUUAAGGAAGUGGAGGUCCAGGAACCCCGUUUUAUCUCCUCGCUGAACGACUAUAACGGACGGUUCGAGGGUCUAGAAGUUAUAUCGCCCACGGAAUUCGAAAUCAUCAUCUAUCUGAAUCAAAUGGGUGUGCUUAAUUUUGUGGAUGAUGGCACCCUGCCAGGAUGUGCGGUCUUGAAGUUGAGCGACGGACGGAAAAGGUCUAUGUCCCUGUGGGUGGAGUUUAUCACGGCCAGUGGAUAUCUCUCUGCCCGGAAGAUAAGGUCCCGAUUUCAAACCCUGGUUGCUCAAGCGUGUGACAAGUGCGCCUACCGCGAUAUAGUUAAGAUGAUCGCCGACACCACCGAGGUUAAGCUUCGGAUCCGGGAGCGUAUCAUCGUCCAGAUUACACCCGCUUUCAAGUGCGCUGGCCUAUGGCCAAGAUCUGCAUCUCACUGGCCGCUGCCUGGAAUUCCGUGGCCCCACCCCAAUAUCGUCGCCGAGGUCAAAACGGAGGGGUUCGAUAUGCUUUCCAAGGAGUGCAUUGCGCUGCAAGGCAAGAACUCAGCCAUGGAAGGCGAUGCGUGGGUUCUCAGCUUUACCGACGCCGAAAACCGGCUGCUGCAAGGAGCUAGUCGACGCCGCUGCUUAAGCAUUUUAAAGACCCUGCGAGAUCGGCAUUUAGACCUGCCCGGAAACCCGGUGACGUCCUACCACCUUAAAACGCUUCUGCUCUACGAGUGCGAGAAGCACCCGCGAGAGAUGGAGUGGGAGGAGAACUGCAUCGCGGAUCGAAUCAAUGGAAUCUUCCUACAACUGAUCUCUUGCCUGCAGUGCCGCCGCUGUCCACACUAUUUCCUGCCUAAUAUGGAUCUGUUUAAGGGAAAAUCGCCAGGAGCCCUGGAAAACGCAGCAAAACAAGUUUGGCGACUAACCCGAAUAAUGCUCACCAAUGUACGUUGCCUGGAGGAAUUGUAGACACUAUUAUACUAAAUCGGCCUUCUGAUAUUUUGGAGCUUCAACGGGAGUGCACGCAGCCAAAAGUUCCUUGGCAUUUUUUAAUUUAACACAAAGCACCGAAAACAUCAAAGACGUGAUGGGAGACAUCAAAGAAGAAAGAGCAUUGAAAUUGUAACCCAAAUACUAUUUGAUAUUUCGCUAGAUCGUAACUUAGCUUAGGUGCUUUCGAAAAGUAUACGCCGCUUACAUAGUUUCUUAUAAUUAGAGCAUACUUAGGACCAUUUAAAUCGUCAUCAUCAAAUAAUGCACAAAGGUUACUAUUUAGACUAUAGACUUUUUUUUUUUUUUUAGUCGAUUGCUUGUUGCAAAACACAAAGCAAAAUUAGAUAUAUUAGCCUUAGCCCUAUAAAACUGAGACAGCCAAUGCGAGAAUACUUUCCUCGUUGGUCCUAAGUUAUUUAUUUUAUGUUAUUGGCUUCCUCUUCAUAGUAUGUCAAUAAACCGUAUGUUUUUUUAAUGAA